This is a messenger RNA of Magnolia sinica, 850 nucleotides long. Its product is annotated as dirigent protein 23-like. The record is from RefSeq and is a predicted model, not a curated record. NCBI's taxonomy places the organism in Eukaryota, Viridiplantae, Streptophyta, Magnoliopsida, Magnoliales, Magnoliaceae. Bases 25 to 594 code for a protein of 189 amino acids. The transcript has a single exon.
CCGCACCAACUUUCUUUCAUUCGUAUGAGUUGUGAAGAGAUGCGCCAGCUACGUUUGGUGCUACUGAUCUUCUGCAUGGUAACCAUGUCUGAGGCUCUAACGGAAGUUGCCGACGUGGACUGGCGUGAGAGUCUUGGGCUCGGAAAGGAGACGGUGACAAAACUGCAUUUCUAUUUCCACGACAUCUUGAGUGGGGACAAACCAACCGCUGUCCGGGUAGCUCAAGCCGCCACUACCAGCAGCUCGUGGACACUUUUUGGCGCGGUGAUGAUGGCCGAUGACCCAUUGACCGAAGGUCCCGAUCUGAAUUCUAAAGUCGUGGGUCGGGCUCAGGGUCUCUACGGUUCAUCGGGGCAGGAGGAGAUGGGCCUGCUCAUGGUCAUGGACUAUAGUUUCACUGAGCCACCAUACAAUGGUAGCUCCAUCAGCAUCCUUGGGAGGAACAGGGUGUUGAAUACGGUCCGGGAAUUGCCGGUCUUGGGGGGAACCGGCAUGUUCCGAUUCGGACGUGGGGUCGCCAUUGCCAGGACUUACCGGGCCGAUUUCAGUAAUGGGGAUGCAAUUGUCGAGUAUAAUGUCACAGUAGUACAUUAGCCGUUUGUAUGGAAAUCCAUUCACCAAGAUCUCCCCUCGUGAUUCCACAAUCAAAUAUGGUGAUUCCUUUACCAAAUUUGUAAUAUAGGUAGACCAAGUCCAUACCUUUAUCUUUGUUGCAAUUAUACAGCUGUGAAAGAUCCACCGUUACUUGCAAAUUGUAUAAUUUAAGCAAUCUAAGUAAAGAAAGAUCCACCAUUACUUGUACAUCAUAUGAUUUAAGCCAUUUAAAUAUAGAAGAAAUUCAUCAUCUAAA